Molecule: messenger RNA, 3294 nt
Organism: Acanthamoeba castellanii str. Neff
Lineage: Eukaryota; Discosea; Longamoebia; Acanthamoebidae
Product: HECT-domain (ubiquitin-transferase) domain containing protein
Exons: 19
Coding region: 1-3294 (1097 amino acids)
Biological process (GO): protein polyubiquitination
Molecular function (GO): ubiquitin protein ligase activity
Source: RefSeq, a predicted model, not a curated record
AUGGAGGCCCUUGCCCGCCGGUACUUCCUGCAACUCACGCAAGGCUGUGGCAACCCCGAGUGCACCAACAAGUUCUGCGUGUCCUGCAAAGGCGGAGUGCGACUGACGCCGGAGCAGGCCAAGGUGUGGAGCGUGCAGCUGGCGGCGCGCCCGCGUCGCUACCUGUGCGUGGGCGAAGAGGAAGGCCAGCCAUCGGUCGCCAAGCGCCUGUUUCCUCCCUCGGCGCUCAAGAAUGUCAACCUCGGCCUGCCCUUCUCUCUGCCGUCCAAGGAACUGCCCGCCGUCUCCGCCUCACCUUCGUCGCCCUCAUCCCCUUCAUCGCCAGCAAAACCCGCGCAAGGCGCAUCGUCAACCACGUCCCCGCCGUUGUCAUCACGCUUCUCUUCAUCGUCGGCAACGUCGACCACAUCGACCUCUUCCACGUCGUCGCCCGCGUCGAUGACCUCUCCCUUUGCCUUCUCCUCGUCCCUCUCGCCGGUCAAGCCCACUCAGUUCCUCUUCUCGGUGGUGUCCAAGUCCACGCCCUUCUCGGCCCUCUUCUCCAAUGUCGUGACGCCCGAGGAGGGCAACACCUUCAUCAUUCACUCGUGGUCCCCCAAAAAGAACCAAGGCUCGCCUCUCCCCGGGCCUUCGCAUGGCGUGUUCUUACGACGCACUAACUGGACCACCUGGGCGCACGAGGACGAGAUCGUGGUGACCAGCCUCAGCCUGGAGCUCAUCAAGCAGUUGGUGGAGGCGGCCAAAGAAGGGGACAUCGGUAAGCUCAAGGAGAUCAUCAGAGACGGGUUCAGCGACUCCUAUGUGCUCAAUAACAGCUUCCUCAAGAAGUUGGAGUUGACUGACGACGAGGAUAUCAGCGUCGUCGACCUGGAGGCGGCUGCCGAGGCCUAUCGGCUCAUCAUUGCACUGGAGCGUGCGCCCAUCCUCCACACGCUCGAGAACGCCACCGAGCUGGUGGUCUCCCGGCUCGCGCUCAGGAAGCAAUCCAUCGCUUGCCCAAAGGACCUGCGCCAGGUCAUGAUCCUCCUCGAGAACCCGCUGGUGCUGCACGGCGAAUCGUACGGAGGAAUUUCGCCUCUGCGAAAACUCGCGCAGACCAUCGUUGGACUUCCUCCCCAUCUGCAGCGCACCCUCACCCGGUGGUUCACACUGUACUCCGAGAAGAAGUUCGCCGAGUUGAUCGACAUCCUGCAUUCGUUCAUCAAUGCGCACAUGCACCAGCAGCACACGCGAGUUCACGACAGCGUGCUCCACCACGGCAUCACCCUACUCCGCUUUCUCUAUGAAGCCAACCAAAGCACAGGGCGAGUGUCGUACACGAGCUUCUACAACGACGCUGUGUGCGAGAAGGUCAACAUCAAGGACGAUUACCGCAAGUGGAUGCAGCUCAGACACGCUGACGUUCUGGAGGAGCGGAAGAAGGACCUCUUCAACGACAUCGAAAGCGCGCCCAGCAGGCCGGCCGAAGGCAGCACGCCCGAGGGGAGGAAGGAAAUGGUGGCCGACGACGAGGCCGUGGACGAGCGAGCGCCCGAGUACGCUACCUGGGUGUCCGAGGACUCCCAGUCCGACUCCUCGCCGGCCGAGACCCGUGCGACGACCGACGCCUUCCGCAACCAUGCCAUGCCCGACGAAGAGCAUGGGCGACGGGUCGAGGUGCACGUAGACGAAGUGCAGAGCAACGAGGAGCGGGGCAGCAAGGCCCGCGUGCGCAGCUUCGCUGAGGAGGAGGCGCUGUCAAACACCAGCCAUCAACGUAGGGCCGCGCGAGAGGAGAAGGGCAAGGAAAAGGUGGGAGAGGAUCAGAGCGAAUACGAGCGCGAGAAGAAUGAAAACGAAAGCGAAAGUGAAGAAGGAAAUGAGCGGAGAAGGGACGAGCAGCCGAGCGAUCACGAAAGCGACGCGGCGGUGACGGAAGGCGAGGAGGCUGAGGAGACCGACCAGGAGGCUAAGAGGCGCAGGAAGCGAAAGGAGAAGCGGAGGGCGCGUAGCUUCCUCGACAAUACGGACGCUCAGCUCACCAAGACAGAGUUCUUCUUCUGCGACUACCCCUUCCUGCUUGAUCCCACCACCAAGGCCCGUAUCAUGCACAUCGACGCCGCCAUGCAGAUGAGCUACGAAGUCGAGGACGCAAUUGCGAAGCUGUCCUUCCUCGGAAUGCUGAAGGAGCAGUCGCUGCCGCUGUUCAUCCCCGCCAGCAUACAGCGCACGGCAGUGCCGCACCUGAUUCUUGAGAUCCGGCGGCAGGAGCUCAUCGCCGACACGCUCGCUCAGGUCUCGGCCAAAUUGAGGGAUCUGAAGAAGCCGCUCAAGGUCAAGUUUGUGGGCGAAGAGGGCAUCGACCAGGGCGGCGUGCAGAAGGAAUUCUUCCAGCUCAUCGUCGAGGAGAUUUUCGACCCCAAGUUCGGUGAGACCGUCAUUUCCUCUCAGCUCCGCCCAAGCAUGUUUUCGUACGAUGAGGAGACGCGGCGUGUCUGGUUCAAUCCCUUCUCGUUGGAAACCGAGAAACAGUACCAACUUAUCGGCAUGAUUCUGGGCCUUGCCAUCUACAAUGGAGUCAUUCUCGACCUGCAUCUGCCGGUGGUCGUGUACAAAAAGCUGCUGGGCCACACACCCACCUUUGCCGACCUCAAGGAGCUCCGGCCGAUGCUGGCCAAGGGUAUACAGCAGCUCCUCGACUAUGACGGCGACGACGUGGAAGACGUGUUUUGCCUCACCUUCCAGACGGAGCACGACACGUUCGGCGAGAGGGUUGUGUACGAUCUCAAGCCCGGCGGAGAGGACAUCCCCGUCACCAACGCCAACCGAAAGGAGUACGUUGACUUGUAUGUAAAGUACCUCCUCGAGGACUCAAUCGCUCCUCAGUUCAAAGCCUUUGCCCUGGGCUUCGAGACCGUCUGCGGUGGGCCGCUGUUCCGCGGCGAGGAGUUGGAGCAGCUCAUCUGCGGCAGCGCCGAUCUGGACUUCAACGAGCUCGAGAAGAUCGCAGUCUACCUUGAUGGCUAUCACCCGCAGCAUCCCACCAUCAGGGCGUUCUGGGAGGUGGUCCACGAGCUGUCGGUGGAGCAGAAGAAGUACCUGCUGGCCUUCGUCACCGGCAGCGAUCGCGUGCCGAUCAAGGGCAUCUCGAAGCUCACCUUCAUCAUCCAACGCAACGGUCCGGACACGGACAGGCUGCCCACCUCGUUCACGUGCUUCUCGCGCCUGCUUCUGCCCGAGUACGCGAGCAAGGAGAAGCUCGAGAAGAUGCUCACCACCGCCAUCGACAACGCCCGUGGCUUCGGCCUCUGUUGA